This is a messenger RNA of Adineta ricciae, 1563 nucleotides long. The record is from the annotation of a GenBank genome assembly. NCBI's taxonomy places the organism in Eukaryota, Metazoa, Rotifera, Eurotatoria, Adinetida, Adinetidae.
AUGAACGACGAUAACGAUAUACCUUCGAUCUUCAAUAAUAAUCGAACAACAACAACAACAGGCAAUCCACCAUUAUUUACUUGUUCAAUCAAAUUAGACAAACAGGAUUAUGAGAAAAAGAUACAAAUAGAACGAACAUUUCGUCAAUUCAUCGAUGAAAUACGUGUUCAACGAUCGAAUCUUCCACCUGAAGCACAAACAGAAUUAACAUCAAAACAAGCUCCAUUAGAAUACUAUGAUGGUUAUUUUAUCGAUAGGAAUGGUGACGAAUUAUGUUCGCUCAAUGUUGGUGCGCUGCAACAAGGCUGGCUCAUACCAGACUACGAACAAGUGUAUCGAAUCGCUUUGCCCGAUAGUGAACAGCAUGCUUCGUUACAGCGAGCACGUCGUCCGAAACCAACAUGUUUCAAUUGUGGAGCACUAGAUCACGGCGUCAACGGAUGUCCAAUGAAAUUAGACAGUGAACGUAUACGUCGAAGUCGAGAACAAUAUCAAGAACAAAUGGCUGAAGCAUGUGGUUACAAUGAUUUAUCGCACAUGAAUAGCGGUUAUGGAAAUAGUGGUGAAGCAGCGAGUCGCUAUCAUGAAGAUUCGUAUCAAUCGAGUUUAAAUGAUCAAGUUAUUAUUGAAGAACGCUUUCGACGUUUUCAGCCUGGUGUUAUCAGUUAUGAGUUACGGCAAGCAUUAGGAUUGCGUGAUAAUCAAGUUCCGCUGUAUGUGUAUAAUAUGCGUCGGUGUGGAUACCCACCUGGAUGGCUACGUGAGGCACGCGUCAAAAAAUCUGGUUUACAAGUCUUUCAUGACAAUGAAGAAGGCGAAAUUAUUGAAGCGAAAAAAGCUGAGCCAAUCGAUCCAACAGGACAGGACAAUGUGUUUCCAGGCGCAUUACUGGAUGAUAAUAUGCAAACUCAAGCUGAUUUAAACAACGAGGAUAGUUAUGAAUAUGAUUUCGACAAAGUUGUUUCUUAUCCUGGUUUUAAUAUUCCACUAUCAGAUGGUAUUAUCGACGAAGCAUAUACAUGUCCGAAUCUACCAGCAUUUGACAAACAACAAAGUAAGGAGAAUCUUAUCGAAGAGAUGUACUUGUUGAAGAAGCCUUCGCUCAAACGCAAAUCAACUUUGGAAACAUACAAACCAACACCAAUCGAAGAAUUGAAUACACCGAAACAAGUCAAAGCAUCGUCAACCGUUGAAUCAAAUUCACCAUCGGUAUUGAUUGAUCAAGAACAAUCAUCCUCGUCAGCCACAACAACGACAAUGACAAACUAUGAACAAAAAAGUCUUAGUCAAGUUUCCGGUACACCAUUAUGGAUGUUUAGUAACGCUCCAAAGUCGCACGUGCCGCAGCAAUUACCAAGUCGAGAUCAAUUUCAACAAGGUAUUUGUGAUCAUUUACCUUUUGAAAAUUUACCGUCAUACCAAACAGAAAAAGUCGGACGUAUUUUCGAGUUGCUCAAAGAUGUACAAAAACGACUGGAAAGUCUGAAUAAUGAUGGAUCGUCUGCAGCCAAAAAUGAGGAUAAUAAUAUGCAAAUGUCUCCAGAGCACACGUCUCAAUCUUAG